UGCAUCUAUAUUAUAACUAGAAAUAAUUUAUGGCGCUGAUCAUCUUUAUUUCAAAUGUGCCCUAAAUAGUAUGGAGUGCCCUGUCUCUAGCAAUUAUGCAUGUGUCAGGUUUUCCCAAACCACUUGGUGGGGCUAUUUUCCACGUGGUCUUGAGAAGAGUCUUGCCUGGCUCCUCCACCGUGUGCGUCUCCUCUGACAGGAGAAGACAGGCCUUUUACUCUAUCAUUGCUUGGUUAAUAGCUAUGCUACAGAUCCCAUCUCUGGGGGCUUUGUUCAAUAGCAACACUGGAAAACAAAUUCUAAACUCAAACUCCUUUGUUGCUUUUGUCCCAACAAAGAGUUCUGUAUACCUAAUCCCAUUGAGUCUGUAAAGGCUUCUGGUUGCAAUUUUAUGAGUGGACUCUGGGCGCCGCUGUUGUCCAGUUCGCUGUAAGAGCUGACUCCCAGGCUCUAUGGGUUGAAAUUGUGAACGUUCACUGAAGGCUUAAAGAGUGAGGGGGACUUGAAUCUUCUGCUUAGCAAAUCAGAUUAGAGACUGUGAGAUCUUCAAACUUGGAGGGAGCGUUUGGGUUUUCUUCGUGGUGGAAGUAAUUCGUGAAGCCUUCCCGCUUCACCCGGGAACCUCUGAGAAGGAUGGAGCCCAAAGUGAAACCAGGGAGCAGGACCCGGUGGAGGCAAGUAGUCUUUCCGUUCUUGCUGCCUUUGUUCUGCACGGGGCUUUCGGAGCAAGUCCGAUAUUCUAUUCCCGAAGAAAUGGCCAUGGGCUCGGUUGUGGGCAACCUCGCUGUGGACCUGGGGCUGCCUGUUCGUGAUUUACGGACUCGAAACCUCAGAGUUAUCGCAGAGAAACCGUACCUUGCUGUGAACCCUGAGAACGGGAACAUAGUUGUGAGCAACAGAAUAGAUCGAGAGUUACUGUGCUUCCAAAGCUCCCUGUGUGUCCUGCCCUUAGAGAUUGUGGCAGAAAACCCCCUAAACGUCUUUCACAUCAGCGUGGUGAUAGAAGACAUAAAUGAUAAUCCUCCCCACUUCCUCCAAAAGAGUAUUGUUUUACAAAUCAAUGAACUUGCAAUUCCAGGCACUAGGUUUGGCCUGGAAUCUGCCAUAGACGAAGAUGUAGGACCGCACUCCCUCCAGAGUUACCAGCUCAGUAAGAAUGAGCAUUUCUCUCUGGUGGUGAAGGACAAGGCUGAAGGCAAGGAUGCCCCAGAAUUACUGUUAGAGAAGCCUUUAGACAGGGAAAAGCAGAGCUCCCAGCUCUUGGUCCUGACCGCGGUGGACGGGGGAGAACCAGUACUAACUGGCACUGCUCAAAUUGAAAUCGAAGUCACUGAUGCUAAUGAUAACCCCCCAGUGUUCAGCCAGGAUUUGUACAAAGUCAGUCUUAGAGAGAACGUGCCCUCAGGCACUUCUGUGCUAAAGGUGGUGGCCACCGACCAGGACGAGAGUGUCAAUGCAGAGGUCACCUACUUCUUCAAAUCAGUAGGAGAUGAUAUUAGAAAUAAGUUUAUCCUAGAUGACCAAAAUGGAGAAAUUAAAUCUGAAGGCCCUAUAGACUUUGAAACCAAGAGAACUUAUACCAUGAGCAUAGAGGCCAAGGACGGUGGAGGCAUGGCCACAGAAUGUAAAGUUAUUAUAGAAAUUCUGGAUGAAAACGACAAUGCCCCGGAAGCAGUUUUUACUUCGGUGUCCAAUUCUAUAACCGAAAAUGCAGAACCUGGGACAGUGGUGGCUCUGUUCAAAACAUAUGAUAAAGAUUCAGAAGAAAAUGGAAGGGUGAUGUGCUUCAUAAAAGAAACGGUUCCUUUUAGAAUUGAAUCUUCUGCCAGUAAUUACUAUAAGCUUGUAACUGAUGGGGUUCUGGACCGGGAGCAGACUCCAGUGUACAAUGUCACCAUCGUCGUCACUGAUAGAGGCAAGCCACCCCUCUCCUCCAGCACAAGCGUCACGCUGCACGUUGGGGACAUCAAUGACAACGCUCCAGUUUUCCACCAGGCCUCCUACUUGAUCCAAGUGGCUGAAAAUAACCCGCCUGGUGCUUCCAUUGCACAAGUAAGCGCCUCCGACCCGGAUUUGGGGCCCAAUGGCCAUGUUUCCUACUCUAUCAUAGCCAGCGACCUGGAAAAUAAAUCGCUAUGGUCCUACGUAUCCGUGAACCAGGACAGCGGGGUAGUUUUCGCGCAGCGCGCCUUGGACCAUGAGCAGCUGCGCUCCUUCCAACUGACAUUGCAGGCGCGAGACCAGGGCUCGCCCGUGCUCAGCGCCAACGUGAGCAUGCGCGUGCUGGUGGGCGACCGCAACGACAAUGCACCACGCGUGCUGUACCCCGCGCUCGAGUCCGAUGGUUCCGCGCUCUUCGAUAUGGUACCGCGCGCCGCCGAGCCCGGAUACCUGGUCACUAAGGUGGUGGCAGUGGACGCAGACUCCGGACACAAUGCCUGGUUGUCGUAUCACAUGCUGCAGGCCAGUGAUCCCGGACUCUUCAGCCUGGGGCUGCGCACUGGCGAGGUCCGCACAGCGCGUGCCUUGGGCGACAAGGACGCAGCUCGGCAGAGCCUUCUGGUAGCUGUGCUUGAUGGUGGACAGCCACCGCUCUCGGCUACAGCCACGCUGCACCUGAUCUUCGCUGACAGCCUGCAGGAGGUCCUGCCAGACCUCAGCGAUGACCCUCUGCCAUCGGACCCCCAGAGUGAGCUUCAGUUUUACCUGGUGGUGGCCUUGGCCUUGGUCUCAGUACUCUUUCUUUUCGUUGUGAUUCUGGCCAUGGUCCUUCGUCUUCGACAGUCCCACAGUCCUGCAGCCUCAGACUGCUUUCAGUCUGGGCUCUGUUGUAAGACUAGACCAGGGGUUUCUCUCAACUACAGUGAGGGGACUCUGCCUUAUUCCUACAAUCUUUAUGUUGCUUCCAAUAGUCAAAAAACAUCUCAUUUUCUUACCUUAACACCAGAAAUGGUCCCUCCGCAAGAUCUUUCAAUGCAAGCUUCUGUGGAAGUGAGUGUCCCUGAGGAGAACAAGACAGUCUCUGAUUCUCUCGCUUCUACCCACCAAGCCCCGCCCAACACCGACUGGCGUUUCUCUCAAGCCCAGAGACCCGGCACAAGCGGCUCCCAAAAUGGUGAUGAGACCGGCACCUGGCCCAACAACCAGUUUGAUACAGAGAUGCUGCAAGCCAUGAUCUUGGCCUCUGCCAGUGAAGCUGCUGAUGGGAGCUCCACUUUAGGAGGGGGCGCUGGCACCAUGGGCUUGAGUGCUCGCUAUGGACCCCAGUUCACCCUGCAGCAUGUGCCCGACUACCGCCAGAAUGUGUACAUCCCUGGCAGCAAUGCCACACUGACCAAUGCAGCUGGCAAGCGAGAUGGCAAGGCUCCAGCAGGCGGUAACGGCAACAAAAAGAAGUCCGGCAAGAAAGAGAAGAAGUAAUAUGGAGGCCAGGCCUUGAGCCACAGGGCAGCCUCCCUCCCCAGCCAGUCCAGCUUGUCCUCACUUGUACCCAGGCCUCAGAAUUUCAGGGCUCACCCCAGGAUACUGGUAGGAGCCAAGGCCAUGCUCCCCCAUUGGGAAACAGAAACAAGUGCCCAAGUCAACACCCCCUCUCUGUGCCCUAGGGGGUUGAAUAUGCAAAGAGAGUUCUGCUGGGAACCCCUAUCCACCCAAUCAGUGAUUGCCCCCACAUGGGUAGUAGGGUUUGUGUGGAAAACCCUGGCACACUCCCUUAGUUACAGCUGAACUCCUCCACCUUCCAACUCAGUCAGGCUCAUUCAUCUCCUGCCCUCCUCCCCACCCCACCCACUCCUUCAGUCCCUCUCUUGAGCAAGGGCUGUUGAGGGGACAGGUGACCUAAGCAGGCUCCUAGUUCCGAAUUGUUGGGAGACUGUCACAACCUUUUGGCUUCUCCUUCAGUUCAGCUCCCCCCCAAAGCAUGGUUUGGUACCAGUCUUCUCAUUCCCUUCCAGAGCCCGAGACUAGUGCUUAAGUUUAGGGGGACAGUCACCAGCCCCCUGGUAUUGAUGCUUGCUGGGUUUUGGGAAGGCAUUUUGCUACCAAGUCUCUUUUCAACGCCUGGGGACCAGUCUUUUGUGUUUCACUGUUUGAUGUUCCCACUGCAUGCUGUGACUCCCCUGCUCCUCAAAGAAGAGACUCCUUUGCAUGUCUGGAGACAGUAGGGGGUGGGAAGCUACAGGGACAAAACAGCCAGCCCGCUAACAGGGUGUGUGGGCUCUGUGUGUACCCAGGGUACGCCCAAUCCCCCAAUUCUAGCCAUAGACAAACACCAGGUCAGACCCCUCCACCCUGGUCCAGCCUGGGUUGAGCCACCAGGACCAGUGGAUUUAAGCUGGCAUUUCAGUCCAAGAAGACUUCCAAGUGGUUUUAGGACCAGAAAAGAAAGAGGAGCCUCUGUGGGUGCUGGGUACUCCAGAGGUGCCCCUGGUAGAAGGGUCAGUGGUCCUAGCAGGAAAGGAGACCAGGCAAGGCCAUUCUUGGCCCCUGGGUUGAGUCAAGGAGCUUGAACAAGGGAUCAAGUGGCCAUAAAGUCUCAGCCAACGGUGGGGCUUCUCCACUGGGCCCCUCUAGUUCUCAAGCCCCUGGCCUCCACCUUACCAGGUGCCAUUUCUUCUCAGAAGGCCUCUGCCCAGGCCCCAGGCCGCCCCUUCGUGGCCAGAGACUGGUUAAAGCCCCCCAGUGCCUCCUUGUGCAUAGAACUUCCUCUGCCCACCCUCCUCUGACCCCGGCCCUUACAGUAGUAUAGAUGCCCCCCACCCCCACCCCCGGCUGGUGUAGAAUAGCCAAUAGUGUAGUGUGGUGUGCUUUUACGUGAUGGCGAAGUGGGCAGCGGGCGGUGGGCUGUGCGCAGCCGUCUGUCCUUGAAUCUCAAUCUGCCUGCGCAGGCCUGUGCUGUGUUUUGUGCUGUGUCCACAACGCUGCGGCGACCCCUCCCUGUACUGACUCCUCUAUAAAAAGCUUCUCUUCGCAUAGUCACGUAGCUCCUGCCCAUCCCCCUUCUGGUAUCUCUCGCAAGUUUUAUACUCUAAUAUUUAUAUGGCUUUUUUCUUCGAAAAUUAAAAAUUAAAAAAAAAGGUU
Microtus ochrogaster (prairie vole) is the source of this 5079-nucleotide messenger RNA. RefSeq names its product protocadherin gamma-A4. Gene Ontology annotation, cellular component: plasma membrane. Gene Ontology annotation, biological process: homophilic cell-cell adhesion. The record is from RefSeq and is a predicted model, not a curated record. Gene Ontology annotation, molecular function: calcium ion binding. Lineage: Eukaryota; Metazoa; Chordata; Mammalia; Rodentia; Cricetidae.